Messenger RNA from Pleurotus ostreatus (oyster mushroom), 1260 nucleotides. RefSeq lists its product as uncharacterized. Gene Ontology annotation, molecular function: hydrolase activity. The transcript has 3 exons. The record is from RefSeq and is a predicted model, not a curated record. Bases 1 to 1260 code for a protein of 419 amino acids. NCBI's taxonomy places the organism in Eukaryota, Fungi, Basidiomycota, Agaricomycetes, Agaricales, Pleurotaceae.
AUGCCUUCUUUCCGUCUCCUCAUCUUCUGCACGACAUUCCUGCUCGCGGCAGUGAUUCUGUAUCGCUAUCCGACCCAGAUUUACCUUAACUUAUCACCUCAUAUUGCUGCGCUUCAUGGGGUACUCUGGCGAUGGCAACUGCCUACAUCCAUUCCAUACUUUACUCCAGAGUCCGUAACAACGGAAGAGCGCAGUGAUGACCUAACGAGAUCGUUUACGAGACAUAUUGUUGCGGUGGGGGACUUACAUGGUGACAUGCCGAACGCCCAGCGCGUCUUGCGCUUUGCUGGUGUGCUCAACGACUUGGGCGACUGGAGUGGUGAUGUGGAUUUCUUGGUCCAGACGGGGGACAUCAUAGACAGAGGUGACGAUACAAUCCCAUUAUUCACCAUGAUGGAUGAGCUCCGCGCGCAGGCGUCUGCAGUCGGCGGGACUGUUCUCUCGGUACUUGGGAACCACGAAUGGAUGAAUGCCAUCGGUGAUUGGAGAUACGUAUAUCCAACCGAAAUAAAAACAUUUGGCUCAGUGUCUGACCGUCAAAAAAUUAUCUCGACUGGCAGAAUCGGGCGUUCAUGGGCGAACAACUAUACGACUGCCGCGCGGUUGCCUCUACAUCCGUCUCUCGGUAAACCAAAUACACCAUACCCAUCACAUCACGUCUUCGAGAAGGAUGACGGCGAUGACGAAGAGGACAUCGUUGUCGAAGGACUCUCGCAUUCCGCGCUCUCCUUCGUACAUGGUGGAUUAUCCCCGACAUACAAACAACUUAGUCCCUUUCCCUCUGCGAUCAAUGAUAUUGCCGCAUCUUUACUGCGGAAACUCCAACAUCGAGCCCAGCCGCCACCCCAUCCGCCGUAUCCAUACCCGGGUCUUCCACCAGAUUCAACGCGGCAGGAACACGAACUGUACGAUGCGAAUGGGCCUUUGUGGUACCGUGGGUGGGCGAUGGACAGCGAGGAGAAGGUAUGCGGGGAUGUUGACGCGGUGUUGAAGAAGACGGGGACGCGACGGAUGAUCAUGGGACAUACGCCUGACUUUACGGGCAUCGUGUCCCGAUGCAACGGCAAGAUUAUAAUCAUCGAUACGGGGAUAUCUCACGCCUACGGGGGCGUUCUGUCCGCACUUUCGAUCCACUACACAUUGACGCCAGUCGCAGGGAAAGUGUGGAAGGAGAGAGAAGUUGUUAGUGCUCUGUAUCCUGAUCGGCAGGAAGUGUUGGUUGAUGAAGAGAGGGUCGUUGUCGGGGACUUUAAACACUAA